Messenger RNA from Brassica napus (rape), 1887 nucleotides. RefSeq names its product increased DNA methylation 1-like. The transcript has a single exon. Gene Ontology annotation, molecular function: transcription corepressor activity. Bases 307 to 1686 code for a protein of 459 amino acids. Gene Ontology annotation, biological process: negative regulation of DNA-templated transcription. NCBI's taxonomy places the organism in Eukaryota, Viridiplantae, Streptophyta, Magnoliopsida, Brassicales, Brassicaceae. The record is from RefSeq and is a predicted model, not a curated record.
AACAUGCAAAAUCAACGUUACAUAUACUAUAUCUCAUGCAAAAAUAAAUGAGGUGAAAAAGGAAACUAAUAAGUGAAUGUAAAUGUAACUAAGUGAAAAUAUUCAUUUUUUCCUUUGUACAUAUAUAUUUCCUUUUUUCUUUCUUUUACCAAACAAAAUAUUCAUUUUUUUUUGCAACACAAAUAUUCAUUUUUUUUGUCAACAUAUAAACAAACCGUAUGAACGGAGACGUCUCAUGAAACCUACAUAUAUGUAGUAGAAAAAAAGAAGCUAUCAUAGGUAAAGUCUUGGAAAGAUUCCAAGAAGAUGGAGGACUCAUGUUUAUUCAUCACUGUCGAAGCGGAAAGGAACCCAGAAUCACUCCGAAAAUGGCUGACCAUUGCAAAAGAAAGAAAGACGACGACGAAAGGAGCUCAACAUUUCUCGUUGAAGGCGAAGAAGCAUCUCUCUGCUCUCGGUUGGCGUUUCGCUUACGUUAGCAAAGGGACGUCACGAGAGCUGCGCUACAAAUCUCCCGAGGGUAAGUGGUUUAACUCUUUAGUUACAGCUUGUGGUGCUUGUCUCGAAGAUGAAGACGACGACGACUCGAGUACUCAAGAACAAGAUGAUAACCUAGAAGCGCCUGCUUCCGGUGGUGUACCGAAGAAGAAGAGAACGAAGGUUUGUGAUACGGCGCCGUUUACUGGGGACAAGAACCGCUCUUCUCACUUGGCCAAGAAGAUUCUCAACGAACAGGCCGAGAAGGCGUCCGAUGAGGCUGAGCUAACGCCAAAGCCAAGGUUUGGGAAAUCGAAGAGGACGAACUGUGAUGUGUGUUGUGUUUGUCAUCUUGGUGGAGAUGAUUUGCUUCGAUGCAAUGGUUGUCCUUCGGCAUUUCACCCUGCUUGCUGGUCGAUUGCUCCCGAUGAACAGGAUUGGUUCUUCUGUACUUGUUGCUUCUGCGAUAUCUGCAAUCAAAGGAGAACGCCAGGAACCAGCAUGUUAUUGACUUGUGAGCAAUGCCAUAGAAGAUGCCAUCGAAAUUGUCUUGAACCACCUGAGCCUUUAAUUGAUUUGCCAUGGUUCUGUAGUUCACAAUGCAGCAGUGUCUUUUCCGCGCUUCAGAAACUCCAAGGAACUAAGAUUGCAUUAGUAGGCGACGAGGGUUUGGUCUGGAGUUUGAUGAGAGUUCCUAAUGACGGUGAACAACAGCUGGAUUCUGCUGUUAAGAUGCUUCAACGCUCGUUUAAGCCUACACCAGACCGUUUCUCUGGGAGAGAUCUUGUUGAGGAAUUGAUAUUCAGCAAAGACUCAGAUGGCGUGGGACGCACGUUUUACACGGUUUCAAUUGAGAGGAAUAAUAACCCUAUCAUUGUGGUGGCAAUGAGAGUUGGCAAAGAUGUAGCUGAGAUCCCUUUGUUGGCGACACUGACUAGAGAUUCUUAUGACAGGAUAAGUAGCAUGUGUAGAGCACUUAUGGAUGAGUUGGAGAAGCAAAUGUCUGAAAUUGGAGUUCGUAGAUUGGUCUUACCGGCUUUGGCAGAUGAUGUGCACACUUGGACUCAGCAGUUUGGGUUUUCACAUAUGGAAAGUUCUGAGAGGUUGGAGCUUCUGAAACAUGGAUUGUUUGAUUUUGUUGGUACUGUAAUGUGCCAUAAGUUUCUGAAGGGAAGAGAAGAGCAAGGAGAGUCGAGCCCAACCGAUUAAACGGUGGAACCAAUCCUGAUACCUUUCUGUGAUGUAUUGAUUGAUUCUAUGUGAUGUACAGUGUGGAAUUCUGUUUUCACAACUCUUAUAAACUUCAUGAUAAUGGCCUGAAUCAACAACUGUAGACAAACAAACCAUAGUUUACAGUUUUUACAGCUUUACGGUUCUUUAUACACAUCAAAGCAUAUUAUUCUUCAAAGA